Molecule: messenger RNA, 5478 nt
Organism: Globicephala melas (long-finned pilot whale)
Lineage: Eukaryota; Metazoa; Chordata; Mammalia; Artiodactyla; Delphinidae
Gene: AFF3
Product: ALF transcription elongation factor 3
Biological process (GO): regulation of gene expression
Cellular component (GO): nucleus; super elongation complex
Source: RefSeq, a predicted model, not a curated record
GGCGGCGGCGGCGGCGAUCUCGCCGCUCUCUGCUGAGUGUGCCUGCGCGAGUCGGCGAGCGGCGCGCGGGCGGCCCGAGCCUCAGCGGCGGCGGCGACGACGGCGGCGGCGGCGGCGCUGACACCUCCCACCAUGGACAGCUUCGACUUAGCCCUGCUCCAGGAAUGGGACCUCGAGUCGCUGUGGGGUGAAGACAUCUUAAACCAGAGGAGUGACUCUCUAGUUGUGGAAUUUCAGUCGUCAGCCAGCAGAUGCAGGAGGUAUUCUAUUGGUGUCUAUGAACCAGAUAGAAACGUGUUACGGAGGAAAGAACGAGAAAGAAGAAAUCAGGAAACUCAGCAGGAUGAUGGCGCGUUUAAUUCAAGUUACUCCCUCUUUAGUGAACCCUACAAGACGAACAAGGGGGAUGAGCUCUCCAACCGGCUCCAGAACACUUUAGGCAAUUACGAUGAAAUGAAAGACUUUUUAACGGAUAGAUCGAAUCAGAGUCAUCUCGUUGGCGUUCCCAAACCUGGGGUUCCUCAGGCUCCCGUGAACAAGAUUGACGAGCAUUUUGUUGCAGAUUCGAGAGCCCAGACCCAGCCUGCAUCCGUCUGCAGCACCACAUCCUCCGCCCCAGCAGUGGUCCCUGGGCAGCAGAGUAAGAGGGGCACCGUGGGCUGGCAGAAGGCCGGGCACCCACCGUCCGAUGGCCAACAGAGAGCAACACAACAGGGCUCUCUCAGGACCUUGCUCGGAGAUGGUGUUGGCAGACAGCAGCCGCGGACCAAACAGGUGUGCAACGUCGAGGUGGGUCUUCAGACCCAGGACAGGCCACCUGCUAUGGGAGCCAAGCACAGCGGCAGUGGCCACUGUGUUCAGAACUUUCCUCCAUCCCUGGCUUCAAAGCCUAGCCUCGUCCAGCAGAAGCCGACUGCCUACGUGCGGCCGAUGGAUGGCCAGGACCAGGCUCCCAACGAGUCUCCGAAGCUGAAGUCGUCCACGGAGACCAGCGUGCACUGCGCGUCCUACAGGGGAGCCUCAGCCGCCAAGCCGGAGCCCGCCAGAACCAAGGCCAAGCUCGCCAAGUUCAGCAUCCCCAAGCAAGGAGAGAGGCUCAGGUUUGACACCCGGCUGGAGCACCAAGACCCUGUCAGCCACAUGGCUCAGAAGAAAAUGGAGGAAAAUAAAGAAAGAAAGAAGGAAAGAAAGAGAAAAGAGAGUAGAUCUGGAGAAACCAACAGCUGUGUUGAAGAAAUAAUUCGGGAGAUGACCUGGCUUCCACCACUUUCAGCUAUUCCAGCGCCUGGAAAAGUGGAACCGAGCAAAUUUCCAUUUCCAAAUAAGGACUCUCAGCUCACUUCCUCGGGACACAGUAAUCCAAAGAAAGGUGAUGCUGAGCCAGGGAGUCCAGACAAUGGCACAUCGAAUACAUCCUCUCUGGGAUGGUUAUCCCCAUUUACUGAUAAGGGAAAUGAUGCACUGAGAGGAAUGCUAGAAGAUGAUCUUAAGCUAAGUAGCGAUGAAGAGGAGAAUGAACAGCAGGCAGCCCAGAGAACGGCUCUCCACGCUCUGUCUGACAGUGCCGGCCUCCCGCAGGCCGACUGCAGGGCCUCCGUGCCCUCCAGCAAGGGCAGCAGCAGCGGCAGCAGCAGCAGCGGCAGCAGUUCCUCCAGCGACUCGGAGAGCAGCUCGGGAUCUGACUCAGAGACCGAGAGCAGCUCCAGCGAGAGUGAGGGCAGCAAACCCCCCCACUACUCCAGCCCUGAGGCCGAACCAGCGUCCUCUAACAAGUGGCAGCUGGAUAAAUGGCUAAACAAAGUUAAUCCCCACAAGCCUCCUAUCCUGAUCCACAAUGAAAGCCACGGGCCCGAGAGCAGUCAAUACUACACCCCGGUGAAGGACGAAGCGCCCGACUGCGGGAAGCUUCCCGACAACGUCUGCCCGACCAGCCUGAGAGACAAGGACAUCAAGAGCGCCUGCAAGGAGGAGCAGAGGCCGAGGACCGCGAACAAGGCCCCGGGGAGCAAAGGGGUGAAGCAGAAGUCCCCGCCCGCGGCCGUGGCCGUGGCCGUGACCGUGACCGCCGCCGCCCCGCCGCCCACGGUGGCCGGUGCGCCCGCCGAGAGCGCGCCCGCGCCUGCCCGGAGGUCCGCGGGCAAGAAACCCACGCGGCGCACCGAGAGGACCUCCGCCGGCGACAAUGGCCACCGGCCCGAGGAGCCCGCAGCCGCGGACGCGCUGGGGGCGAGCGCGGGGAUCCCCCCGGAGCCCCCCAAGCCCCGGCCCUGCAGCAACAGUAGGACCAGCCACCGCAAGGAGCUGCGCUCGGCCGUAACCGGCGAGAAGCGCCGCACGCGGGGGCUGAGCCGGAUCGUCCCCAAAUCCAAGGAGUUCAUCGAGACCGAGUCGUCCUCGUCGUCCUCCUCCGCGGACUCGGACCUGGAGUCGGAGCAAGAGGACUACCCUCUGUCCAAGGCCACUGCCGCCUCCGGGAACGACCCGAGGCUGAAGGAGGCUGCCAGCAGCAUCAGCGGUGGCGGCCCGCGGGCCCCUGUGGGCUCUAUCAACGCCAGGACCACCAGCGACAUCGCCAAGGAGCUGGAAGAGCAGUUCUACACACUGGUCCCCUUCGGCCGCAAUGAACUUCUCUCCCCGUUGAAGGACAGUGACGAGGUCAGGUCACUCUGGGUCAAAAUUGACCUGACCCUCCUGUCCAGGAUCCCAGAACACCUGCCCCAGGAGCCGGGGGUCCUGAGCGCUCCCGCGGCCAAGGACACUGAAAGCGCCCCGCCGAGCCACGCAUCCGAUGCGCCCGCAGAAAAGACUUUGCCAAAAUCCAAGAGGAAACGCAAGUGUGACAGCGAAGAUGACUGCCGGGAGAUCAGGAAGGCUCAGGGAGAGAAGGAGAGCUCUUCACGACUCACUGCCUCCGCCGGCAGUACUUUGUCCGCAAACCAUUGCAACGUGAACGUCAACAGCUUGGCAAUCCCAAUAAAUAAAAAUGAAAAAAUGCUCCGCUCACCCACUUCACCCCUCUCCGACGCAUCUAAACACAAAUACCCCGGCGAGGACCUGACGUCCCCCAGCAGAUCCAACAGCAACGGUUUGUUCACCUCCGCCUCGUCCAGCAAAAAGCAUAAGGCUGAGAACCAGCUGCAGACCCAUGGUGGAGACCUCACGAAAGCGGCUCACAGCAAUUCCGAAAACGUUCUCCACAAGUCACGGCCACAGACAGAGCCAUGGUCUCCAGGCUCCAACGGCCACAGGGACUGCAAGAGGCAGAAACUCAUCUUCGAUGACAUGCCACGCAGUGCAGAUUAUUUUAUGCAAGAAGCUAAGCGAAUGAAGCAUAAAGCAGAUGCAAUGGUGGAAAAGUUUGGAAAGGCUCUGAACUAUGCUGAAGCAGCCUUGUCAUUCAUUGAGUGUGGAAAUGCAAUGGAGCAGGGCCCAAUGGAAUCCAAAUCUCCUUAUACAAUGUAUUCAGAAACAGUUGAGCUCAUCAGAUAUGCUAUGAGACUAAAAACCCACUCAGGCCCCAAUGCCACACCAGAGGAUAAACAGCUGGCUGCAUUAUGUUACCGAUGCCUGGCUCUCCUGUACUGGCGGAUGUUUCGACUCAAAAGGGACCACGCUGUAAAGUAUUCAAAAGCACUUAUCGACUAUUUCAAGAAUUCAUCUAAAGCUGCCCAAGCCCCAUCUCCAUGGGGGGCCAGUGGAAAGAGCACUGGCACCCCAUCCCCCAUGUCUCCCAACCCCUCUCCCACCAGCUCCGUGGGAUCUCAGGGGAGCCUCUCCAAUGGGAACGCCCUGUCCCCAUCAACCAUCGUCAGCAUCCCACAGCGUAUCCACCAGAUGGCAGCCAACCACGUCAGCAUCACCAACAGCAUUCUCCACAGCUAUGACUACUGGGAGAUGGCGGACAACCUGGCCAAGGAGAACAGAGAAUUCUUCAAUGACCUGGACCUGCUCAUGGGGCCAGUCACCCUGCACAGCAGCAUGGAGCACCUGGUCCAGUACUCCCAGCAGGGCCUGCACUGGCUGCGGAACAGCACCCACCUGACAUAGGGGCCCUGCCUUCGGGCUGGAGGGCACUCUUGUCUUCACGGACGGCUCAACAUUUCUGGACACUGUGCUCCUGAAGUUCCCAGCCACAGCAUUUCUCAAACGGCGGUGAAUAUUUUCUCAGCAUCGAACAAUGGUCUUUUCUCCCAGGGCAUGUGUGUUUGUAUGUGUGGGUGUAGAAAAGCUGCCUGUGUAAGUGUGUGAGAUACACAGCUCUUUAGAACACGUUUCCUUUGUCUAGUUUCCAUAAUCCCAGGCUAGACAAAGUGAUCAGACGUUUCUGAUUAGAGAAAACACGCUUACACACACACACACACACACACACACACACACACUUUCUAGUUCAAAACUAAACCAUGACUUCUUAGAACAUUCAACGAAAAUCUCAUGGGUUAGUGAACCAGGUGCAAUACAGCACACCAAAAGCUUUUUGACUGCCACUUAAGAUCAUCUUAGUUCUUAUACUUUUGAUUACUUUCAGUAUUAAUAUACUCUCCCCCAGUUAUUAUUUUUUUGACUGUGUGUAUUCAUGGGUAAUUGAAUAAUGAAAAUAAGUCAGUUAUUUUUGUGGACGUUUACUAGAUUGCAUGUUACCAAAUACCCUGCCUUUUGUCUAGUACCUGCCCCCUCCAGCCAACUUUACUGUCAACUAAACGUGUUAGAAAGCAAGUGAAUUGACUCCCACGGGCCUUCCCUGCCCUGCCCCGCAAAAUAGUAUGACCAUGACACUGAGAUUUGGUAAAACUUCAGUGUCUUUGAAAAUUCACCAACAUGAAAGCAGCAGCCACUGCUUUUGGGGGGCUCAGUGAGUAACUGAAAUCUCCUGCACACGCCAGGAGCCCGCCCGGCACAUGUGUUUCUUCUUCCUGCCACUGUGACCCAGGGGCUGUGGAGCCACGUGGUGUCUGUCGGCCGAUAUUUUUCAAGUGUUUUCUUUCCAUGAUAGCUUUCUUACCAGUUUUCUUGGCCAGAUGAGGAUAUUACCUAGGACGUCCAUUCACUCGGGUCUGUAUCUGUUGCUUCUCAGGCCAAAAACUAUUUGCUAUCAUGAGUCUAUCUAAUCCUCUCACUCUUGGAGGAAGUGCCACUGCGGGCCUUGAAUGCAUUUUGAUCUGGGCGAUGUGUUUCAGGCUUUGAUUAGCAAGCUGCUUACUCUACAGAAUAAGUUAUUCCUGCAAGGAUCGCAGUCCUGUCUGGGGUAGCAACGACCAGUCUGGUAUGUUUCCGUCUCGCCCUUGAUCCUUUUCUUUUUUUUUCUUUUAAUUAAGUUUACAUUUUAGUUUUUUUGACAUCUUUGUUUACAGUUUUUGUCUGAAACGUAUUUCUUUUAUUGUCUCUCGUCAUACCCUAGAUUUGGUCUUCUUCUUCUUAAAUAUAUUUGGAUAUAAAAAUAUUGGUUAAAAAAAAAAAGAAAAACUCCUGGAAAAGAGGAUA